AUGGCUACAGCUUGUCUGGGUGGGAGCCAGCAGGUCCAGGAUGGUGCUGAGCACCUCUCUUCUCUCUGCCUAGGUGACAUCCACGUGGGCAUGGCUGACCGGAAUGGGCAGCUGGAGGUGGAGGUGAUUCAGGCGAGGGGGCUUAUCCCGAAGCUGGGCUCCAAGUCCGUCCCAGCCACCUAUGUGAAAGUUUAUUUACUGGAGAAUGGAGUCUGCCUCGCCAAAAAGAAGACCAAGGUGGUGAAGAAAACCUGCGACCCGCUGUACCAGCAGGCUCUGCUCUUCGAGGAGAGCCCCCAAGGCAAAGUCCUGCAGGUUAUUGUGUGGGGUGAUUAUGGCCGCAUGGACCACAAGUGCUUCAUGGGGAUGGCCCAGAUCGUCUUGGAGGAGCUCGAUCUCUCCAGCGUGGUCACAGGCUGGUAUAAACUCUUCCCCACCUCCUCGCUGGCAGACUCCAGCAUCGGACCUCUGACGCGCCGCCUCUCCCAGUCCUCCCUGGAGAGCUCCACGAGUCCCUCUUGCCCGUAGGCGGCAGGUUGGUGGGAGAGGCCGGGAGGGGAAAGGAGACAUCCUAACCUACCAAAACUGUUAGUGGAUAGC
Molecule: messenger RNA, 600 nt
Organism: Struthio camelus australis
Lineage: Eukaryota; Metazoa; Chordata; Aves; Struthioniformes; Struthionidae
Source: RefSeq, a predicted model, not a curated record